CCUCUGGAGAAGCUGGGUGGCCCGGACCUCUCGGGAACCUGUGGUGAGAGAAAGCUGCGACGCCGUCCACGCCCCCUCCCCAUCCUCUGGGCGGGGCCUGGGCCGUGUCCGGGGCGGGGCCUGCUCACGCGGGUUGUUACAUUGUGAUUGUAGGGAGGCUGCUUGACUUGAGUGGUCGGGAGACCACUGCUCGGGUCACAUCGUCGUCUGUCUGUAGCCCCUGCUGGGCGCCUUGGCCCGGGGGGAGGGUGAAGCCGGGCACAGCUGGCAGGGGUGAGCGCCAGCCUGGGCUAUGGGAGAAAAGCAGCUGAAACUUUUCUGGAGUUACUGGGAGAAGCCCCCACCUGGACAACCUACCGCAAGGGUUGAAGCCUAGGGAGAGCCGCCAGUUGGCAUCCUUCUGGGCACAGGCGCUGGUCCUACCAUGCCUCUCUCCAAGAUGCCAGGCUGGGUGAUCCUGCCCGUCACGCUGCCAGCCGUCACCAUCACCGGGAUGUGGAUAGUGUAUGCCAUGGCAUUGUCCAACAACCACAUUUGCCCUGUGUCAAACUGGGUGUAUAAUCACACCUGUGAAUCACCGACUGAUGGGACUUGCUGCACGUUAGAUCACAUCCCUCUUGUCAGCAAAUGUGGAAACCUUCCUCCAGAGAGCUGUUUCUUCAGCCUUAUAUGCAGUUUAGGCGCAUUCAUGGUGAUGCUCAUCGGUCUGUUAAGAUAUGCCUAUGUGAUUGAGCGUUAUGGUCCCUCCUUACUAAAUACUGUAGCAUUUGUGUUGGGGUGGAUUUGUGCUGCUGGACUCAUUAUGGUUGGGAGUUUUCAGGUGGAUCAUGCCAAGGUUCUGCACUACAUUGGAGCCGGAGUAGCCUUUCCAACCAGUAUGUUGUUCAUCUUUUUCCAGUGUAUUCUGACAUACCGUAUGGCACACGCCCAUUGGUACUGCUGGACUGGUCAUCUACGCAGCCUUCUGACACUCUUUGGUCUGGUUAUAUUAGUGCUCAGUGGUGCAUUAUUCAUACAGGAAGGCUUUGUGCUUCAGCAUAUUGCUGCUCUGUGUGAGUGGACCUUCAUAAUAAAUGUUCUAAUUUACUAUGGAACUUUUGCCUUUGAAUUUGGGGCAAUCUCUACCGAUACCUUCCUGGUCCUCCUAAAAGCAAGCAGGGCUCCGAAGAGCUAUAAGGCAGGAACCAGCACUCCAGCAACACCUCAUGCGCACAGCACAUCUGAGAACAUGGCUAUGAUAUGACCGCAUCACAGUGUUUUUCUAGACAUCAUAUGCACCCCUGAGCCGCCUUGUAAACCCAAGAGCAUCGUCCUUUGCACGGGGGCUCAUAACCUUCCUGGCCUCAUCACAGUACCAAAAAAGUGAAUGAAACGACUAGAAAGCAAAUUACUUUUCCUUAUGGACAAUUCUAAAGUUUGUGGGCUAGCAUAUUAAGUCUGUUAUAUGUACAGGGCAUUAAUGAAUUUGCCAUAUAAAAAUUAUUUGUAUAUUUUUUAUAUAGUUCAUUUAUAUAGUCAAGAAUCUCCACAACGAAAGAGCAAGGCCAAAGUUAUUGUGUUCGAUAUAAUAGAGGGAGCGGUAUUAUUGUAUAUGAAGAUGCAUUACGAAAUAGUGUUGCUUUAAAAAGAAUGAAUGAUACAUGCUAGUAUAUCAGGUGUAAUUUGGGCUUAUAGACCUUAUGCUACCUAGGCCGCCUUUUAUAAGUUUGAAUAAGAAUUGUAGGACCAACAAAACCAGUUUGCCUUAACACCAGACCAUCCUUCAUAGACUCAUUAUGCCAUUAUCCCUGUUAGACAUCUGGAAUGUAUUAUAUGAGUUUGCCAGGGUUAAUAAUACGUCUAAUUUUCUUCAGCACAGAGCAUAUGUAAACUUUCUAACGCAGUCCCCAACCUGGUGGCUUACAAUUCACCUUUGAUCUCCUUCAUAAGGCAUCAUUAGGUGAAGGUUGUGAAGGCUCUGCUUUGUACCGGUAUACUGGUACCCAGUGAGACAGUUAUUUAAAUGGUUUAAAUUAAUAUAAGCAGUGCUAGGUUAAAGAUGUGGCAGAUUUAUUUGACAGAUUUUGCACAUCUUUGGAACAUGUUAGAGUCCCUUUCCUUCUUUGAUGCCACCUCUGGUAUGCUUUAAAGAAGUAUUUUGUGCUAAAAAAAAAAAAAAAAAAACUGCCGCACUCCACAAAAUAAAUCUUUCACAUUUUACAGCUUGACAAGUCCACGUUCUAGAGAUGCUUGGCCAAUGUGUCACAAAUUAUAAAUCUCUGUGGCAACUUGUGCUGGAAAAGAGAGGCAACAGCAUUGAUAAAUGUACCUCAGUAUCUUCUGGACAGACCAGAAUGUAGUUUCCAAAAAUGAUGAUAAUGUGACCUUAUGAAAAUUUCAUUUAACCUUAAAUUAGUUUCUUAGGCUAGGUUCACAGCUUCAGUGCAGGUUCUUUUAGUAACCUCCAUCACGGAUUCUGGCAUAAGUGCAGGAAAUAGGCUAUUUUGUCUGGCAGAAUGAUGGACCCCGUUAAAGUCAGUAAGGUCUGUCAAGGAGCAGUCGUUGACCAUAGGCCCUGUACUUCAAGUGUUUUCAGGAAAAUGUGCAGCAAAUGUGAACCUAGUCUUACAAGUGAAACAAUUUUACAAAGCUGCUUACCUCAGCUGAGCAGUUUACUGAUGACAUUAGGUGGUGUUCUAGUGGAAUACUACAUUACUUGGUCCGCCAUGGUUUCCUUGACUGUCUACUGAUUGGAUUCCCAUUGUUGGGUGUUCUGAUUCCUGAUAUAUCUGCACAAAGUGAACUGUAAAAAGCUAAAAUUGGGACAUGCCUGUUUACUUCGCUUAUCACGACAACACAUAUAGUUUAUCUCUUUGAAGUAAAUCUGGUUUAUAAUAUGUGAAAGUGUAACAGAAUUGUUCAAAAAUACCUCCAAAUGCUCUGAAUUUAGUCCAGUUUAUUAGUCACCGCUCUUGGUCAAUAUGACGGCUCAUGCAGUAUUGUAAUAAAGGUCACAAAUCAUACAGUAUACAUGAAAUCAUUAUUCAGAUAUUACGACAAUACUAUUGUCACAGGUUUACAAUACACAGUGCUGCUGCCUUUAUAUCUGCAUAUGUAGGAACUUCUUCCUAGCACAAAUGGGGGAGAUAUAUCAUCUCUUUUGCGACAGAAAAGUGACUUUAAAAAGUCGCAAGCUAUGAGUUUCUGAAUUUUUUAAUGUGACUUUUUGAAAAAGAAAAAGUCGCAAGUGCCUCUUUUUAUGUUGCCCUUGCCACUUUUCCAAAAAGUAGUGUCAAGGGCAUGGUCGACGGCUGAGACAAAUUUAUCUUCAUUUAUGCCAGUUUUCUGGUGCAAAUGAAGCCAGAAAUCUAUGGCGGCUCAGAGCUGCUGUACAUUUCUGUGUAGGCACAGAGACUGCAGGAGGAUGCUCCAAAAUUUAUGACGAGACAAGCGCCUCAUCAUAAAUGAGGAUUUAUCGGAAAACUCCAGUCUUGAUGAAUCCAUCCCCACCAAAAUGUCAUGUAGAGAAAGAAAAAAAGAAUUUAAAACAUUUCAAUUCUAUUGUCAUGUUAUGUAGCAAAACAAGCUUUCUCCACAGGAGGUGCCUUAUUAAAUGUCAUUACUAUGCAAGACUACAUUUGAUGUGUUGCCCUGUAUGUGUACCUUUUCUUUAAGCUUACUUUGAUUUCAGUCCUGAAAAGUUAGAUUUUAUUAUUUAAAGGUGUUUUUUUUUUUUGUUUUUUUUUUAAUCUAUGUCUUUCAUAUUCUCCUCCAUAAUCUUUUUUUCUCAUGCUCUUCCUGUUCCCCUGCUGGACGUCGUCUACUCCACUGUGGUAAUGAAAUGCCAUCUUAACACAUAACUGCAGCAGCCAAUCAAUGGAUACAAUGGUGACAUGUCACCACUAUGGUCAGCAAUUGGCUGCCUAGAUCACAUGAUGAGAUGAUAUUAUCACCGCAGUGGUCUAAGCAUGAACCAGCAAGAAACCAGAGAACUGUCAGCACUGGAGUAAUGGUGGGUUUGAAAUAUGAGAUUUAUACUAUUUUAACCCAUAUUUAUUUCACUCAAAAUUAAAGUAAAGUGGUACAGAGUCAGAAAAAUGGCUUGACCACAGUAUCUUCUUUUUCCCUCCAUGUUAAACUCACCGAGCUCCAGGAAGCCAUCAUUUGGAGAUCUGUUGCAUAGGGUCUUCUUGGAUAGUAAUAAAGGGUGCUUUCACUGCAGCAAAAACUGUUGCAGUUUUAUGUUACAGAUUUGGGUGCGAAAUUGCACAUCAGAAAUCGGCAACACAUAGAAAAAGCUGAGGAAAUACAUUCCAUGGUUGAAAACCUGGAUGCAGAAGUUCGAGCCAUGUAUGCAUUGCAGAUCUCCACUCAUAGGAAUACACAGUGUAAAUUUCUCCAGUGGAUUUUUCCUCUAUUACGUCAGAUAUGAAGGCACCCCUAUGUCAAUAUAUGAGCACAACUGACCUGUAGGAAGCACAAACAUAUUCUCUGUGACUAACAAAAUAGUGACUUUGUAUAAAAAAGCAAAUAGUUUGGGCUUGGAUGCAGAUUUUACCAUUCUAUUUUCAAAUUGGCUAAACUAAAAUCUCAAACUUGACAAACUGAUGUAUUAAAGUUCAUGAGAAUGCUGAUCCCACGUCCCCUGUUUGAACAGAGUGGUGGUCAAGCAAGCCCACCACUUCUCCAUUCAAACUGUUUAGGACUGCCAAGUGCAGUCCAAUAGAGUUUGAAUGGAGUGGAAAUGGGUAUGCUCGACCACCACUCCAUUCAAACAGGGGACGUGGGACCACCAUUCUCAUAAUCUUGGGGGUCCUAAUAGUUGAAAACCCACCAGUCUGACAGUUCUCUAUCCAAUGGAUAGGGGAUAACUUCUCAAUACAGGAAUACACUUAAUUCCUGGCUUCUUCUUUGGGAAACGGUUUAAGAUCUUGGGAUUAACAAAGAAAUCACCUUUUCAGGUUUUGCAUACAGUAAGGCCCCUUUCAGACGAGUGAGUGUUACACUCCGGACUCGCAGAGCUGCUCCCGUCCUGAAUUUCCAGCACUCCUGGGGUCGCACAGCAUUAUAUUGAUUUAUGAUGCUAUGUAACCCUUAUAGUUCUGGAAUUUAUUGGAUAACACUGACAUAAUGCUGUCACUGUUAUCCAAUACAUUCCAGAACUGUACGAGUUACAUAGCAUCAUAAAUCAAUGAUAUGCGACCCCGGCAAUGCUGGGAGGUCAGGAUGGGAGCUGCACUGUGAGCUCAACACUAACUCAUCUGAAACCAGCCUUAGGCUUAAAAGAAAAUAUGCAACUUUAACUAUAAAGUUUAAUAAAUAUGCAACGGGCUGUGUCCUAUUUUUGGGGUGUAUCAAGCAUAUGUAAAGACAAAAGAAUAUGCAAAAAGCAUACUCUCUGUGGGAAUCCUUUCCGUUUUUGUGCCAAUGUGUGUUCACAAUGUAUUAAAUCCUGCAACGUGCAGGGGGACCAGCACUGAAUCUUUAAAAUGAAAUUGCCUGUAUUGGGUAAAAAAUAAAUAAAUAUUAAUUUCAUUUCUUGUCCUCUUCACCCGUCUAAACAAUUAUGUCUCCUAUUACUUGUAUAGUUUAUUCAUUAAGUUUGAUUGGUAGAAAGCAUAUGAUAAAGUGUACAUGAAAUCUACUAAUUGUAACAUCCUAGGACCAACUUGGCUCUGUAAUUCUGGUUACACUUGAACAGUCAUCCUUUAUCUUUGUGAAUCAACCAAAUGUAUUAUCUUUUAAAGAAUGACCAAAGAAAUAUUUGUAUCCAACUGCU
Molecule: messenger RNA, 5758 nt
Organism: Bufo gargarizans (Asiatic toad)
Lineage: Eukaryota; Metazoa; Chordata; Amphibia; Anura; Bufonidae
Product: transmembrane protein 150A-like
Exons: 7
Coding region: 425-1243 (272 amino acids)
Source: RefSeq, a predicted model, not a curated record